AUGAAGAACCUGGCCAUGUCGUGUUCGCUGGUCAGCUUGAUCCUGGUUGGCGCGAGCGCGCUGGUCGGCGGCUUCGGCAUCUGCAAGCGGCAGUUGUCCGCCGUCAUGGUCACCGGCGUGAUGUUCAUACUCGCUGCCGUGUUCGCGACGUUCACGAGCUGCUUCAUGCACUUCAAGCGCACCGUGCCCCAGGGCGUGCUGACGGGCACCGACUUCGACCAGGGCCUGCCUUCCGAGUUCCUUCGCAGUCGCCGCUUCGCCCGCGACUGGGCCGCUUCGCUGUCCUGGCUGGGAAUCGCCCUGUGCCUCUUCACCUCCAUCUUCUGGCUCAUUCUGGCCAGGAUCAUGCGAUUCUGAAGGGGCCC
This is a messenger RNA of Rhipicephalus microplus (southern cattle tick), 365 nucleotides long. RefSeq lists its product as uncharacterized. NCBI's taxonomy places the organism in Eukaryota, Metazoa, Arthropoda, Arachnida, Ixodida, Ixodidae. The record is from RefSeq and is a predicted model, not a curated record.